Messenger RNA from Danaus chrysippus (African queen), 579 nucleotides. NCBI's taxonomy places the organism in Eukaryota, Metazoa, Arthropoda, Insecta, Lepidoptera, Nymphalidae. The record is from the annotation of a GenBank genome assembly.
UUGUAUAAGCGACCUUUGUUUAGCAGUCGAUCGAGGGUUGCGUUCAUUGAGGGUGUGCUAGGGUGUGUGUAUGUCGGGGGUGCGGGGUGCGGGGGUGCGGUGAGGGUGAGGGCGCCUGCGCGACCCGGGGCGCGGCGGCCGGCCACGCUGCCUCACGCGCUGCCUCACACGCCGCCCGACGCCCGCCGCUGCCUCGCGCUCCUCGUCCAUAUUGUCCUGUCACAGCAGUACGUGCUGGCUACUGCUGCGCCGGGACAAGCUGGUCGAGCUGUUGCUAUAUCUACGGACCGAGCCGACACCAAGCAUCUGUCUCCACUAAGCUAUAACUGUGCUGUGUCUGUUUGCAGGUAUAAGUUAUGUCCUAGGUCCGCCUGUCUCUGGUCCUGUCGUCGUUCAGUGCGUGAAAGUGUCAGUGCAUGUAGUCGAUGUAUUCCUUGUUUAUUGAACCGGGCUCGUCGGUGUCGUAGCUCGAGACGGGUGCAUGUAUCGAGCGAGCCACGCCGCAUGCGCGCGCCAUCUUUGGCUGCAUCCAUCGACACGGCCAUUCCAUUUGGUGAAAAUAUCUUUUUAAACACUUAA